Messenger RNA from Macrobrachium nipponense, 1252 nucleotides. Its product is annotated as sodium-coupled monocarboxylate transporter 2-like. The record is from RefSeq and is a predicted model, not a curated record. Lineage: Eukaryota; Metazoa; Arthropoda; Malacostraca; Decapoda; Palaemonidae. Bases 73 to 1017 code for a protein of 314 amino acids. Gene Ontology annotation, cellular component: membrane. Gene Ontology annotation, molecular function: symporter activity. The transcript is spliced from 8 exons. Gene Ontology annotation, biological process: transmembrane transport; sodium ion transport.
UUCUUCAACUUCGAUCUAAACCCCUUGGUACGGUACACGUUCUGGUCCGUGCAAGUACAGGGGCUGUACAACAUGAUAUCCUGGAUCGGAAUAAGUCAGAUGGGUUACAUGAGGUAUUCCUCCGUACCGUCUGUAACUUUGGCUAAGAGACUGUGUUCCUACUACUUCGUGGGGCUGAGCGCCCUGUGGCUGACCUUCUUCUUUUCCGGCAUCGUGGCCUAUGCGACCUACAGCGGUUGCGACCCGCUGACCUCCGGCAGGAUAGACGAGCCGGACCAGAUUCUGCCCUACUUGGUCGUCCGGAAGGUCUCGCGUUUCCCCGGCAUGGCCGGACUCUUCGCUGCUGCCGUCUACAGUGGCAUGCUCAGCUCUAUGUCAACCUACGCGAAUUCGUCAGCGUCUCUGAUCUGGCAGGAUUUCCUCAGGGAGAUGAAAUCCUUCAAAGAAUAUUCGGAUCAACAGGCAACUAGGAUGCUCAAAAUGAUCUCCGCAGUGAUAGGCGUAUCUGCAAUUGGCUUUGCAAUGCUUGUAAAACAUCUGGGCAGCAUUGUGGUGGUAACAAACAGCGUCUUCAAUGCGGGCAGUGGCUCACUGAGUGGAGUAUUCAUCGCUGGCAUUUGUGCCCCGUGGGUCAAUUUGAAGGGAGUAUAUGCAGGCUUUAUCACUGCGCUAGCCUUCAACAUGUGGCUCAUGAUUGGGCAAUUCAUCACUGGAUACGGACAGCCAGAGAAGCUUCCGCUGUCGACAGAAGAAUGCCUGGAAAAUCUAUACGACUGGAACUCGACUUCUACAGUAAUGACCACUGUAUCGUCUGAUGAACCUUACGAAGAAGCAGUGGAGAAAACUAUCUAUGACUUGAGUUACUGCUACACAGGCAUGAUUGGCAUCAUUUUGAAUUACAUUGUGUCUUCGUUGGCGUCCGUCUUCAUAGGUCCUCUUAGUCCUCACACUGUCGAUGCAAGACUGAUAAGCCCCAGCUGUUUAAAGCUGUACAAACGCAUCUGGAUUUUUCUUUAAGGAACGCCGUUUUCGAACAGAGGAGAGUGCCCGAAACACAAACAGUUUUGACGUGACUGCAGCCGAGAAAAGGGAAUUAACCACUGAUGCAAAAUACUCACCUGACAAUUAACUUUAAUCAUUUAAAAUAACCUGGACAUUGCUGAGCAUACUUCCUGCAGUCCUUUCUGUGUUGAGCGUUCAGCUGAUUGUUGUUUUUAAACUUAGCAUAUAUUAUACAUUCUUUUUUUAUAAA